Daldinia childiae is the source of this 1482-nucleotide messenger RNA. RefSeq lists its product as uncharacterized. The transcript is spliced from 2 exons. Bases 1 to 1482 code for a protein of 493 amino acids. NCBI's taxonomy places the organism in Eukaryota, Fungi, Ascomycota, Sordariomycetes, Xylariales, Hypoxylaceae. The record is from RefSeq and is a predicted model, not a curated record.
AUGACUAUGAGGUACCAGAUUGGCCCGGAGCCAGAGGCAAGACAGUCAUUAUUCUCUAAAAUGGGCGAAGCUGCAGCUACUACUUUUGCUUCUGUUGUAGUUCUAGGCCUUGGGUUCGCCGGCGCUGGUUACGCUUAUCAUCAAUCUUAUAAGUGGUUACAGCUCCAGAAGAUUCACCAUGCGUUUGAGCCGGGAGCCGAGCCAAUUCUGGCUUUGGCAGGGAAAAAUGUACCAGCGCCACCUAAUUGGGUUGUCCGAGAAGAGCAAACUAUAAUAGACAACAUUGUCUCUGCAAAUGAGACGGGUCAUUAUUACCUGUUGAUGGGCGAUAAAGGAUGCGGGAAAAGUAGCAUGCUAAUCGAUGCUAUGAGGAAAGUAGACGGAGAUGGUUGCGCCAUGCUUGAAGCAUCUAACAGCGUCGAAGUCUUCCGUAUAAGACUAGGCAAAGCAAUCGACUACGAGUAUCACGAGGAUUACAUUGGAGGUUACUUCAGCGAACGUGGCCCUAGAGAAUCCACAGCGUUGCUCGAUAUAGAGAGGGCGAUGAAUAAGUUAGAGAAAGUGGCGCUGAUACAUCGGGCGAGGAAGAAUAAACCCCUGGUCCUCAUCAUUAACCAGACUCAUCUAAUUCGAGACGACGACGAAGGCAAAGAUUUAUUAGAACUACUUCAGCAUCGGGCAGAGGCUUGGUGUGCAUCGAACCUAGUUUCGGUCGUUUUCACAACCGAUGAUUAUUGGAUCUAUGAGCGACUAAAAAGACGUGCCACGGAGAGGAUGGUAGUUAUGCCAAUUAACGAUCUACCGAAACCUCAAGCGAUAAUGGCACUGCAGAAAUACCGACACCGUUACUUUGGGGAAGAUGUAGAGUUAUCUAUUCUCGAGGAGGUUUAUGAUAAAGUCGGAGGUCGGCUCUCCUUUCUAAAUCGCGUAGCUAAGUCACGCAAUAUGCUUACUACAUGUGAUCUCAUUAAGGAGAUCGAAAAGACAUGGUUUCUAAAUUCUUGCGCCAUACUUGGAUCUGAAAUGGAUGAUGACGUAAUGGAUCAGCAAAAAUUCUCGUCAGCCUCUAUGGUACUCGCGUUAGCCCUUGUUGACAGGGAAGAUGAUAUGGAACAAAUCUAUCACCCGGAGACAGGGCAUAUUCUCCCGUAUUUUCCGAUGCAUAAGGCGCAAGAAGUCAUGACUCGAGCGGAUUUCAUCCGAGAGCUUGACCGAUUAAAUCUAUUUACUAUAAGCAGUGAAGCUCACGUACGUGCCAGCUCCGUGCCCAUGCAACGCGCAUUCAAGGAAAUAUGUAGCGAACCCGGAUUUCGACAAUUCCUCCAGGAUACUCUGGAUCGUAUCGCAGCUAUUGAGAGUUUAGGCCGUACAAGGGAAUUGGUUGCAAAAGACCUAGUCCUUGGCGGGAAGUACCGUAUUUCGAGCCCUAUCAGCCUAGAUGGCAGGGUCGAGGUUCGAUUAGAACAAGACAAGAAAGACUAA